Aegilops tauschii subsp. strangulata is the source of this 2716-nucleotide messenger RNA. RefSeq names its product G-type lectin S-receptor-like serine/threonine-protein kinase At2g19130. NCBI's taxonomy places the organism in Eukaryota, Viridiplantae, Streptophyta, Magnoliopsida, Poales, Poaceae. Gene Ontology annotation, biological process: recognition of pollen; protein phosphorylation. Gene Ontology annotation, molecular function: ATP binding; protein serine/threonine kinase activity. The record is from RefSeq and is a predicted model, not a curated record.
UCCGCACUCUUCUCCAUGCAUCCCUUCUACAUAGUAUUAGUACUUGGGCUUCUCCUCUUGCCCACAUCUUGCUGCUCCUCAUCUGCACCCGCAAAUGAUACUCUCGUGGCGGGCCGAGUGUUCACCGUCGGCGAUAAGCUCGUCUCAAGAAACGGCAAGUUCGCGCUCGGCUUCUUCCAGCCAGCAGCAAGCACCAUCAGUAAGUCGUCCAAUAACAGCUGGUACCUUGGCAUAUGGUUCAAUAAGAUUCCAGUUUUCACUACUGUGUGGGUUGCUAAUAGGGAGGAGCCCAUCACCCACCCCAACAUUAACUCAACACAGCUCAAGAUCACAAGAGACGGCAAUCUUGUCAUCGUCGUAAAACAUGCUAAUGCCGGCACUGAAUCCCUUGUUUGGUCCACUCACAUGAUCAAUAGGACACAAACUAGCAACAUAAACACCACCACCACUAGUGCCGCCGUUCUCUUGAACACUGGAAACCUUGCUGUCAAAGUCACAGAUAGCCCAUCAUCUGACCUACCGUUGUGGCAGAGCUUCGACUACCCAGCAGAUGUUGUGCUUCCUGGCGCCAAGCUUGGCUGGAACAAGGUUACAGGUUUGAAUCGCCAUAUCAUCUCAAAGAAGAGCCUUAUUGAUCUCGGUCUUGGCUCAUACAGCCUUGGACUAGACACAACCGGCCUCGCCAUCCUCGAGCGUCGCAAAAACCCUGCUGUAGUGUUUUGGCAUUGGGCAUCCUCCAAAACGUUGUCAAUGAGUAUUAUACCAGUGCUCAAGACGAUUCUAGAUAUGGAUCCACGGACUAGAGGCUUGAUUAACCCAAUAUAUGUUGACAAUGACCAAGAGGAGUACUACAUGUACACUUCGCCGGAUGAAUCACCAUCUUCCACGUUUGUCUCACUAGAUAUCUCUGGUCUGAUAAAGGUGAAUGUGUGGUCACAGUCGAACCAGUCUUGGCAAACUGUAUUUACCGAGCCUACUCACCCCUGCCUUCCGCCUGCUACUUGCGGACCUUUCACAGUCUGCAGUGGCAAUCCACAUCCAUCCUGUGACUGCAUGCAGAACUUCUCUCGGAAGUCACCGCAGGAUUGGGAGUUUGAGGAUCGAACAGGAGGAUGCAUCAGAAAUACACCGUUACAAUGUACUAGUGACAAAAACAUCACAAGUUCAACGGACAUGUUCCAGCCCAUUUCUCAAGUUACAUUGCCCUACAACCCACAAAGCAUAGUUGCUGCCACUCAGAGCCAAUGUGAAGAAGUUUGUCUCAGAACCUGCUCCUGCACAGCUUAUUCCUAUAACGCUAGCAGAUGCUCUGUAUGGAAUGGGGACUUGCUUAGUGUGAGUCUGGAUGAUGGCGUUGUUUACACUUCUAAAGAUAUUCUUUAUCUACGUCUUGCUGCCAAAGAUUUCUUGCCAAGUUUGAGAAAAACCAAAAGAAAACCAAAUGUUGGAAUUGUUACUGCCGCAAGCAUUACUGGUAUUGGGUUACUCAUUUUCAUGUUGUUGUUACUGAUUUGGAGGAUCAAAUUCAAGUCAUGUGGUUUCCUGCCGAUAUACUACGGCAAUCAAGACAGUGCUGGUGGAAUUAUAGCCUUUAGAUACACUGAUCUAGUUCGUGCUACUAAAAACUUCUCGGAAAAGCUGGGAGGAGGGGGUUUUGGUUCAGUAUAUAAGGGAGUGUUAAGUGACCCAAAGACUACUAUAGCAGUCAAAAGGCUUGAUGGUGCCCAUCAAGGAGAGAAGCAGUUCAGGGCUGAGGUGAGCUCAGUUGGACUGAUCCAACAUAUCAACCUAGUCAAAUUGAUUGGUUUCUGCUGCGAAGGUGAUCACAGGUUACUUGUGUAUGAACACAUAUUAAAUGGGUCUCUUGAUGGUCAUCUAUUUAAGAAGAUAAAUGAUGUCGCUCAUGUCCUAAAUUGGAACACUAGAUAUCAAGUAGCCCUAGGAGUUGCCAAAGGAUUGUCCUACUUGCAUCAGAGUUGUCACAAAUGCAUCAUACACUGCGACAUUAAACCGGGAAACAUACUAUUGGACGCAUCAUUUGCUCCCAAAGUUGCGGACUUUGGGUUGGCGGCGUUUGUGGGAAGGGAUUUUAGCCGAGUUUUGACCACGAUCAGGGGAACUGCAGGUUAUCUUGCCCCAGAGUGGCUUAGCGGAGUUGCAAUCACACCAAAGAUCGACGUUUACAGCUUCGGCAUGGUACUGUUGGAAAUCAUAUCAGGAAGGAGGAAUUCCUCACUUGAAACAUCAUACUACACUAGCAGUAGCAGCAGUUACCACAAUGCCGAAUAUUUCCCUGUGCAAGCCAUCAGCAAGCUUCACGGUGGAGAUGUAAAGAGUUUGGUGGAUCCACAAUUACAUGGCGACUUCAAUUUGGAAGAGGCUGAAAGAGUUUGCAAAGUUGCGUGCUGGUGCAUCCAAGAUAAUGAGUUUGAUAGGCCGACUAUGGGUGAAGUGGUCCGGGUUCUCGAGGGUCUGCAGAAGAUUGAUAUGCCCCCCAUGCUAAGGCUACUUGCAGCUCUAACGGAACACUGAUGCUGCAACUUCAGUGUAAUAAUAAUAAUUCGUAGAGUAGCUCGCUUUGUUUCAGCAUUUUAUGUAAAGUUGUAAUGUGGAGUAGAAGGAAUAAAGGAAGGAGGCAACCUUGCAGUUGCAAACCAUCCGCUAUUUGCAUUUUUAUUGGUAAGCAAGCAUUGUAGCAAAAUAUGGUCGUGCUAGA